This is a messenger RNA of Volvox carteri f. nagariensis, 1584 nucleotides long. RefSeq lists its product as uncharacterized. The record is from RefSeq and is a predicted model, not a curated record. The transcript has 8 exons. Gene Ontology annotation, molecular function: glycosyltransferase activity. The coding region runs from base 1 to 1584 and encodes 527 amino acids. NCBI's taxonomy places the organism in Eukaryota, Viridiplantae, Chlorophyta, Chlorophyceae, Chlamydomonadales, Volvocaceae.
AUGGGGUAUCAUCGCACAGCGCUGGCCUGGUCGCAGCUGACCGCCUUGCUACUCGCGGAGCUUGCUACGCUUAUCGCAACAUCGCCAUCACCUGCGUUUCCCAUCCGGAAGCCACCUCUUACCUCCCAUUAUCAAGAUCCCGGAUCCUCAAGUCGCCGCGUGUUCUCCUCCGAGCAGGAGCGCGUUGGCAAUCGCACAUUCCACCCAUCUUUCGGCCUCUUCCCAAAGGGUUGCCGUUGGCGCACCGUCACGACCGACAACUCUACGCAUGUGGACUACCAGUUCUGGGACUUUGCCGCGGAAACGUGGUCCGACGAGCGGCCGGCGGCCUGCGUACCCACCACCUAUCCUGCGCCUGGCCCCGCGGGAUGGCACUGGAACAACAACACCCCCCGAACCGAAGUUAGUUGCCAAACCUCCCACUGCGUCUACACCAACAUGUAUUACAACAGCGGCCGCUGGUACGCGCUGGUAGACGGCGAGCUCUUCAUCCCCUCCUGGCGCUUCAGCCGCAACCAGGAAGUAGUUCCCUUCCACGUCGUGAACGCAACCGACUUUAUCGAAUCCGUUAACUGGCGGCUUGUGCCGGGCGACACGAUUCUGUUUGACUUUGUGUUUUUCAUUCACCCGACCGCCAUCGGGCAUUGGUGGGAGAUGCUGGGGCCGCUGUACAGCAUCCUGAAGACCAUAGACUUCAAGCGCCCCUGCGACCAAUUCGUGCUGCUACACCUGGGUCGGCAACACGUGUUGGAGUGGGUCCGUGCCAUGAUCGCUGUGACACUGGGGGUGGGCCUGGAGGAGGAGCUGCCGCCCAUCCUGCUGCAGGACGAGACGGACAACGCCUGGAACCAAAUCACUCAGCAGCUUUCCGGGUUCGCCCGAGAUACCUGGUACGUCUUCGAACGAGUGCUCAUUGUCAAGGAUCUAGCCACGGGCGGCGGUCGCACCUUCCUGACCUUCGCUGACGCCCGGGAGUUCCGGGAGCUCAUCUACCGCCAAUACGCUCUUCCCCCCCCGGUCCCGCGACCCAACAUCCCGCGGGUCAUCACCUUUCAACGCAAAAGAGCCAACCGCCGCAUCGUCAACGAGGACGAGUUCAUGGACCUGCUCAAGCAGUACGGCGAGCUCAAGGUGGUGGAGUACAACAGCAGCUCCUCGCUGUACGAGCAGCUGCUGCAGAUGCGCGAGACGGGCGUGUUCGUGUCGGUCCACACUUCCAACCUCGCAAAUGCGCCGCUGCUUCAACCGGGGUCGGCCGUGUUCGAGGUCAUCCAGCGCAACUGGAUGUGGAAUGGCCUGGACUGCUCAUUCCGAGAUCAAACCCACAUGAUGCUCGACAUACAUCACUACGCCUGGCGGGCCAAGCUGCUCAACCAGACGGUGUACCUCAACGAACGAGACUUCCACAAGGUGGGUCACUGGCCGGCGGGUCAGUGCGGCACGGAGGAGUGUGUGGAGGCGCAUACCAACGUGGACGUCAUUGUCAACAUCCAGGAGUUCAAGGCGCUGCUGGACGACCGGCUGCCGUACGUCUGGGCAGGAGCCACCGUACAGCAAGCCGCCAUAGCCUGGCCGGACUGGUAG